AUGAAUAACAACGCAAAUAACGGAGUCGGCAACCAGAAUGAAAAUGGAAACCGAAACCACCAGAUCCCAGGACAUCUUCUCCAACAUGCUCCUCGGCCUCGAAACGUGAUGUUCACGAUGUCUGGAAGGCAGCAGGAACUAAUGUAUGUUACCUGGGCCGCUGCGCGAGUGCGCGUGCGCCAAUACAUGUACGAGCCCACCCUGCCACUCCCUCCCCAUCCGCUGCCUCCGCUCUGGGAAGAUGAAGUCCGCGCGAUGAUGACAUUAUGGAUUGCUAGAGAACGCCGGAUGUUCGAGAUGGAGAUGCGAGAGCUCGAGUAUCUACUGGGACUCAGAGAUGAAGAGGGGCUCUAA
This is a messenger RNA of Suillus clintonianus, 354 nucleotides long. RefSeq lists its product as uncharacterized. NCBI's taxonomy places the organism in Eukaryota, Fungi, Basidiomycota, Agaricomycetes, Boletales, Suillaceae. Bases 1 to 354 code for a protein of 117 amino acids. The transcript is spliced from 4 exons. The record is from RefSeq and is a predicted model, not a curated record.